This is a messenger RNA of Plasmopara halstedii, 1338 nucleotides long. RefSeq lists its product as hypothetical. The transcript has a single exon. The record is from RefSeq and is a predicted model, not a curated record. Gene Ontology annotation, cellular component: cytoplasm; ubiquitin ligase complex. NCBI's taxonomy places the organism in Eukaryota, Oomycota, Peronosporomycetes, Peronosporales, Peronosporaceae. Gene Ontology annotation, biological process: ubiquitin-dependent protein catabolic process; positive regulation of proteasomal ubiquitin-dependent protein catabolic process; protein polyubiquitination. The coding region runs from base 1 to 1338 and encodes 445 amino acids. Gene Ontology annotation, molecular function: ubiquitin conjugating enzyme binding; zinc ion binding; ubiquitin protein ligase activity.
AUGGAAAUUGCGCCGUGCGGGAAGUCUCAUCUACAUCAUGUUAAGGCAGAAUACUCGGGUCUCUCAAAGCUUGAGAGCGAACAGCUUAAGCUGUCAUUAUCCAGUCAGUAUCCUGUACAGUCAUUGCACGAAAGCUCAACCACAGAGCCUUUUCAAAACCAGCAGUGUUUAUCUAUUCAACCUACUACUCAUUCGAGCCGCCAUCUCGUACCCACUUCUGCCUCAUCGAUAGGAUCAUCCGUACUAUCAACUGCCUCUUUGCACCAAUUAUUGGGAGAGUGUGAGGGGCAAUUCGCUCCAGCUUUGGUACAAGCACAAGCAAACGAAGUCACAGUGGACGAGCAUAACACUCGUGCAAUUGCCUUUUCACCUGCGUCAAUAAAAAUUCGAGCGAGUAUUUCUCGCAGUGUGCUUCAAGGAGGAAGCUCGGAUUGCAAAGAAGAUUUUGAUCUAGCACUAGCGGACUUCUCCUUCAUGAGUUCAUCUACUUCUGCUAUUGCUGGAAAUGCCGUCGCUGAGGGUUCAAGCGACAGCUUUAAUUCGAUGAGAAGGCGUGAAUGUCGAAUUUGCUUUGAUAAGCUGAACGUUUUGCAAUCACACACGUGCGCUUUGUGCAGUAAUUCGUUCUGCACUAAUUGUACGCGGUGGUACAUUGAGUUUAAAGUUGUUGAGGGUGAAGUUUCACAGAAAAAGCUGGUGUGUCUGGCGCCACAAUGCACUCAUCCACUAUCUGAGGAGCUUAUUGAAAGUUUGGUGUCGCCCGACACGUUUUUAAAGUACAAAAAGUUCGUAAGAAAUCAAAGAGUUGGUAUCCGCUUUUGUCCACGUGCUGGUUGUUGCGCUGUCUUGGACGAACCGCUAUAUUCGACAGCGCGCCGAGUCAGGUGCCACGUUUGUAAGCGCGAAUCGUGCAUGCGGUGCGGUAGCGACUUUCACAAACUCCUAACCUGUCGGCGUGUAGAUAAGCGUUUUGGACAUUGGAAGAAGCAUCACAACGUACGCGCAUGCCCUGGCUGCAAAAUUGUGAUUGAGAAACAAGGUGGUUGCUCGCACAUGAAGUGCUUACAAUGUGACCUGGAGUUUUGCUGGUCUUGCUUGUGCUCGUGGAACAAUCACGAUGAGACGAUGUGUUUGCCAUUAAGCUUUUUGCACUCCAACAGCCUCAAAUUUGGCUGCUGGGCGCCAAUGCGCGCCGUCACCAAGACAGUUGUAAUAGGAGUUGCAGCUGUUGCAGCCGUGGCUGGAGCAGGAGUUGCAGUCGUCGUGCUGCCGCCAUUAGUCGGAUAUCAGUAUAUGAAGGAUUCAUAUCGACGUCGCAAGUACGCGAGAGGAUCCUAA